AUGACAGUCUCCUCAGCGACGUGUUCGGACUCGGCAUCGAUCGACGCAAAGGCUGCCAGCAGCGUGUCGGCCUUGGCAAAAUUGGUACCGCCAUCGCCACCUCCGCCUCCCAAAAGGGAAGAUAACGCAUCUUGGCCACCGCAUGAAGAGCUUCUCGACAAGAGUCUACUCGAGUUUGUCCUCGUCGACGGGACUGUGCCCAGUUGGCUAUUCAGGCCAUCUCGUGAACCACUUGCUUCCGACAAGUUUCGGAGCGAAGUCCGAAUCUCCAACUUCUUCCAAGCUGCUUCCAAGUUAGCCUCAUCUCUCGCGUUCUUGAACGCCACACUAUCCAAGCUCGGUUGCACGCUCUUGUCGCCACCUUCGAGCACGGCGUCAUAA
This is a messenger RNA of Chondrus crispus (carragheen), 381 nucleotides long. RefSeq lists its product as hypothetical. The coding region runs from base 1 to 381 and encodes 126 amino acids. The transcript has a single exon. Lineage: Eukaryota; Rhodophyta; Florideophyceae; Gigartinales; Gigartinaceae. The record is from RefSeq and is a predicted model, not a curated record.